AUGGAGCGAUCUGAUGUGGUGCUGCGUUUUUCUGGUGGUCAUACUGGAUGCGAAUGUACAGAAGACGGUGAUCCAUUCAGAAACUGCUGUUACACAUCCGCUGACACUCAUGAUGUUUCUACUGGCAAUAGCACUGGCCCUCUUCAGAAUUCAUCGGACACCGCUGGUGUACAUAUCUCCCAUCUUCAAUCAGAGUUAUGUACUGCUCCUGUCAAUACUCAAAGAACUGCAUUGUUAUCAAGAAGCAGUUUAAAUGAGCCAUUCGGAGCAAACCCAAUAGAGUGCGGCACACAACCGUGUAUGAGCGAAGUCCCGCAUUCCUCCGCCUUUCGAGACUUUGAAACGAGAGCUUUCGGCGUUUUUAUGGACUAUGUGUGCAAUACUUCUACGCUCUACGCAUCUUCAAAAUUCCAUUCUCGCAAAGGUUUUAGGAAAAAUUCUAAGACAUAUGUAUUCAAGCGAGGGGCUUCUGGAAUAAGAGAGCGUAUAACUUACAUCGAUUAUGUGCGUGAGAGCAGUAUAGCUGCGGAUGGAGGUGUACAAAAAGGUGACGUUGUUGUGGCUGUUAAUGGUAUUCCCGUCCUUACGGAAUCGCAUAAGGGGCUUAUAGAGUUGAUGUCUUCACAGCUGAACUUACAUCUUGUGCUCGUCUACCAGGACAUCGCAAGGAUUCUUGCUCUUUCGGUGAGAUCGUUGCAGCUACAAUACAUUUUGGCAGAAAAGUACAUUCUCCUUGAGCAAAUUGAUAUGGAGGAAGCAUCUAUACUGAAUGGUUCUGCUGGUUCCCUCUCAACGGAUCUUCGAAGGGCUCGCUGGUUAUCUGUUUGUCGCAGUAUAUCAAAGUCGCUUAAUGUCUGCCGGAAAUUUCUUGGAAAAGGAUCUAAACCAGUACUCUGUCGUCUGCAUGGCGAACCGGAUCUGGGACUACUUCAUAUCUCGGCUUCUUUUCCGCACCUGAGGAUGACAUCCUCUGGCCCUCCCCCAACAAGUCCUUCAAAACCUGGGUCGUUUUCCGAUCGAUACGACAAAUUUAUUGCUCAGUGGCCAAAAGUGCAUACUCUUCAUAGAAUGGUCGUAGAUGGCUCGCGGUGGUGUUUCUCGGACAUCAAAACUUAUCUUCGAAUAAAGCGUGAACUUUCAUCGAAGGUAAAAACACUUGCAGACUUGAGCAUGGCCGAAUUAGAAGUCUUAGUACAGAUGCCUAUCGAACUUCCAAGGGUUGCUGUAACAGCUGUGCUCAUCCCUUUGCCCUUUGGAUUUUAUGUGGUUGGCUUUGCUAUCAUAUUUUUUCCUCGUCUUGUUCUUACACGUCAUUUCUGGAGUGAUGUUCAAAGGAAAGAAUUCUUUCAAAUAGAUGUGGCGCGGUCAAUGACAAAUUCGGCGUUUCUCCUUGGAAUCGUGGGGAAUCCAGCAUCAGUGGAAGGCCUUCGCUUACCAAACGUGGAAGAAUUAAGAGGUGACGUAUUGAUAGCUUUAUCAGCUAUUCAUUCCAUGUAUCCAUUCCCUGGUAUUCGUCGUCGUUUUCAACAAAGGUGCAAGGCGAUGCGUCAGCUAGACAAAGUUGUUGGCGCGAACAUCGGCUCGCUUACUGCUCGACAACUUCAUUUCCAUUUAUUCAUCCGUCGUAUAAGCAAUACCGGUAAUUCUGAAGCAGAAAUGCGGCGAAUUCUCAAAAGCUGGUUGGAAUUCACAAAGAACUUGGACGAUGCAGCGUAUUUAUGCGCUCCAGUUUUCUUUAAUAGAAGGACGUAG
Necator americanus (New World hookworm) is the source of this 1752-nucleotide messenger RNA. RefSeq lists its product as uncharacterized. The coding region runs from base 1 to 1752 and encodes 583 amino acids. Gene Ontology annotation, molecular function: protein binding; ribosome binding. The transcript has 16 exons. Lineage: Eukaryota; Metazoa; Nematoda; Chromadorea; Rhabditida; Ancylostomatidae. The record is from RefSeq and is a predicted model, not a curated record.